Messenger RNA from Exophiala oligosperma, 168 nucleotides. RefSeq lists its product as uncharacterized. Bases 1 to 168 code for a protein of 55 amino acids. NCBI's taxonomy places the organism in Eukaryota, Fungi, Ascomycota, Eurotiomycetes, Chaetothyriales, Herpotrichiellaceae. The transcript has 2 exons. The record is from RefSeq and is a predicted model, not a curated record.
AUGGAAUCCAACACUCCUCACCCUUCCACCGCACACCGUGGACAGGGGUUCAACAUGGGUUUGGUGGCCACGUUGGAAAAGGCCGACGACAUCAAAGUUUAUGCCGAUCAUCCUGCCCAUUUGGCAAGACCACAGGGUCCAAAUUUUCGAGGCUCUGACAAAAACUAA